Messenger RNA from Oryzias melastigma (Indian medaka), 1960 nucleotides. It is a transcript of the gene nrip2, whose product is annotated as nuclear receptor interacting protein 2. The transcript is spliced from 6 exons. Bases 644 to 1480 code for a protein of 278 amino acids. The record is from RefSeq and is a predicted model, not a curated record. Lineage: Eukaryota; Metazoa; Chordata; Actinopteri; Beloniformes; Adrianichthyidae.
AAAGGCAGUCUUUACUUUGAUGUGUUCUUACUCUGACAUUUUCCUGCGCAUCAGAAAGCCUACGAUCCUGCAGACGCCAUCAUUCCUCUCACAAAAGCGUGUCGUAACGUGGAGGUCAACAAGGAUGAGAUAUUUAUAGCUUUGUGAGGUAUGGAUGGAUGCAUGGAGGAAGCAGAAAAAUCUAUGUUUGCCCUCAGUGGUGCAGAUUGAUCCUCCGAGUGAGGUCAAACGGCAGUGAUCACCCCCGCAGACCUGCCAGGCUUCACAGCGACGCUGACUGAAGCAUCAGAGGCUGCUCGCAUCUUCACAAGGAACUGUGGUCUUCCUCUGCUCGGCGAGGGGAACAUGUGUUUGUCGAGCGUGUGACAGAAAGAGGCGGGCUCAGAGGAAGAGAAGAAAACCACAGAAGUGAUAGAGAGACAGAGAGAUCCAAGGACAGACGGCACAGAGGGGAGGGGAGAAAGCAGCCUCCGUCAAACGCUGAUCUCAGAGAGGAAGAUGCACGUCUCCGUGAGAGGAGCACCCGAGGCAGGACGAUAGCCGCGGAAACCCAGAGAGAGGCGUCUGACACGGGAGCUGCAGGUUGACUCUGCUGUCAGGAACCGCACAUUGCCCAGAGGACAGAACCGUACCAGCCAGAACCAUGAGCGAGGCCAAGAAAGGUGAGCUGGCCAUCCGAGACAAAGCCAUCCUGCACCAGCAGAGGCGUCUCAAACAGGCGACCCAGUUCACGCACAAGGACUCGGCUGACCUCCUGCCCCUGGACGGGCUGAAGAGACUCGGGACGUCUAAAGACUUGCAACCUCACAGCAUCGUCCAGCGCCGCCUGCUGGAGGGAAACAUCACCCGGCUGCGUGGGGAGGCCCGGGACCCCAGCUGCAGGGUUCGCUCCCCACUGGCCGACACCAAAGACGGGGGUCCCGUCGACGCCGAGGAAAGGAGUGAGAGCACAGCUGAGGACUCGACGGAGGAGAGGGAGUCCCUGGAGGAGAGCGAGAAGAGCCUCCGAUCGGAUGAGGAGGACGACAACAGCGAGGCCGGAGCCCGACAGACGACGGCGCAGAAGCCAGAGAGCCCAGACAGCCCGCCCCCCCUCAAAGCUUUAAUCAUUCACUGCAAGUGCUGUGAGACAGAAGUCAAGGCUUCCAUCAACACCGGCAGUCUACAUAACCACAUCUCCGCCUCCUGCUGCCGACGGCUGGGACUGGUAGCGAGUGAGGACCGUUCGCCGUGUGGCGUCAGCAGCUCAGUGACGGCUCUGCAGCUGCAGGUGGGCAGACAGGCGCUCCGGUGUUCAGCUUUCGUCAAAGAGGACGAGGCGUUCGAGCUGUGCCUGGGUCUGCAGACUCUGCUGGAACUCAAAUGCUGCUUGGAUCUGAGCAGUCGGGUGGUGAAAUUUCAAGGCUGCGACGAGGAGCUGCCCUUCCUGAACACUUGGAGCGACAGCCAGUGCCAACACGACACCAACGAGAACCUGUGAUCCCCGCCCCCCGACGGAGGCCACCACGCCCCCCCCAGAGCGGGACGGGAGGACGCCGUUUGGGUCCGGACCAUCAUCAGUGUCUCUCACUGCCAGAACCGGGAUGGCCUGCGCGGCUCUCCCGUUCACACCGUCGUGUUUGCAGAGUGGACACAUUUUUAAUGAUUCCAUUUAACAUCCAGUUAGUCUAGUUUGUAAAGAAAACCUUCAAUUCCAGGAGCUCUGUAGGGUUCUGCUUUCUGUUGGGUUUGAUUCAUGUGCUCAGAGGAUCUUUAAAAAGGGAAAACUUUGACGAUAGUUUCAACUGAGUUUCAGAUUUUGAUGUGAUUUAACUGUUUGUCUUCUUUUCGGUCAGCCUGUUGAUUUUAAAAAUGUUUAAGAAACGUUUCUAAUGGAUUAAAUUACUGUUGAAAGGAUUGUUUCACGUGAUUGCCAACCUUUAGUGACACAUUUUAACAAUAAAAGUUAACGUGUAAUGAG